AUGAAGCUCUGGACGGCCCUUUUCCUGCUUCUUUCGGUCGUGUCAUGCGUACUGUCCGCAAAGUCAACCCCGGACAAGUUUGCAAGAUAUCAAUCCCUGUCUCGCUCGGGGCCUGUCGAUCUGGACAGCGCAUCGUAUGAGGAAUUGACCUCAGAACCUCGAGAUUAUUUUGCUGUGGUUAUUUUAACUGCCACAGAUGCCCGUUUUGGCUGUCUUCUGUGCCGUGACUUUGAGCCAGAAUGGGAUUUGAUCGCCCGAAGCUGGAAUAAGGGUACCAAGCCCGAUGAUCUCAAGGUGGUCUAUGGAACACUUGACUUUGAUAAUGGAAAGGCAGUCUUCCAAAAGCUCAUGCUCCAAACUGCGCCUGUGUUGCUUGUGUUCCCUCCAACCAUCGGUCCAUUUGCCAAGGUGGAAGGAGAUCCUCUUCGAUUUGAUUUCACCGGCCCGAUCUCAGCCGACCAGAUCUAUUCCUGGAUUGAACGUCAACUUCCCGACGGCCCCAAGCCCCCUCUCGUUCGACCUAUUAACUACAUGCGCAUUGUGACAACUAUUACCAUCCUCAUGGCUUCUGUCACCCUCUCUGCGGUACUUUACCCAUAUGUGCUACCAAUUGUGCAGAACCGGAACCUGUGGGCUGCAAUCAGUCUGAUCGCCAUUCUGCUGUUUACAAGUGGUCAAAUGUUCAAUCACAUUCGGAAGGUUCCAUAUGUUGCAGGUGAUGGACGAGGUGGCAUUAGCUACUUUGCCGGCGGUUUCCAGAAUCAGUUCGGGAUGGAGACCCAAAUUGUGGCUGCUAUCUAUGCUGUUCUAUCCUUCGCUACAAUCGCACUUGCCCUGAAGGUUCCUCGCAUGGAAGAUGUCAAAGGUCAACAGCUAGCCGUCUUGAUCUGGGCAGCCGUCCUUUUUGGAACAUACAGCUUCCUUCUGAGUGUUUUCAAGGCUAAGAAUGGCGGUUAUCCAUUCUAUCUGCCUCCAUUCUAG
This is a messenger RNA of Penicillium canescens, 981 nucleotides long. Its product is annotated as OST3/OST6 family protein. Lineage: Eukaryota; Fungi; Ascomycota; Eurotiomycetes; Eurotiales; Aspergillaceae. Bases 1 to 981 code for a protein of 326 amino acids. Gene Ontology annotation, cellular component: oligosaccharyltransferase complex. The record is from RefSeq and is a predicted model, not a curated record. The transcript is spliced from 4 exons.